AACAUCAGAUCACACGCCAUGUAUUUCUUUUCUAUACUGUUUAAGUAAUUGAUGGGCUCUGCUACAACCAAGGAAUAAUUAGGCAGGCUCACAAGUCUCGUCAUAUCCCGUACCCAACACUUACGCUCGUUGCCCAACCGCGACUAUCCACGAAUAAUUACGCCGCUCUCAAGACCAUGAAGCUCCUCAUAGCAGUGACUGCGCUACCACUCUCCACCCUCGUUACCGCAAACCCACAUCCUCAUCCACUCUCACCCUCGUCCAAGCCGCUUCAUCAACAUGUCCUCCCACGGGACGAAGCCCCAGUUGUCACGGUCCCAGACUGUUCCGAAGCCUCGACACAGAAAAUCACCCUGGAACUCUCACUCGCCGAGUUCCUCAAAUUCCGCGAGGCAAAGACGCCCGACUGCUUCGACUUCAGCUACAAUGGCUGCAGCUACGCGUCCGAGAGUCCGCUAGGCUUCAAGUUUAGCGACAUGUGCUCACGUCACGACUUCGGGUACCGCAACCUCAAGCGUCAGCACAGCUUCGACGACAAGCACCGGAAGCAGGUGGACAAUAAGUUCCACAGUGAUCUUCUCGAUUAUUGUCACACGCAGAAGCACCGGAUCGCGUGUAAAGUUAUGGCAGAGCUGUAUUAUUUGGCAGUGAGGGCGUUUGCUGGGAGUUCGAAACAGCAGGAGGCGGAGGCGAAGGAGAGAGAGAAGGCGGAUCAUGAGGCUAAGGAGUGGGAGAUGGAGAGGAAGGAGGAGGUGGCCAAAGCGGAGGAGUUCAAGCAGCAUUUCCAGGAUAUGAAACAGAAGUCGAAGGAAGACGAGGCGAGAGCGAGAGAGAAGAUGGAUAAUAAGGCUAAGGAGGAGGCGAAAGCGAAGGAAGAGGCGAAAGCGAAGGAAGAGGCGAAAGCGAAGGAAGAGGCGAAAGCGAAGGAAGAGGCGAAAGCGAAGGAGGAGAAGUACUCGCAAAAGGGACCGUCAGGGAAGGCGAAGGAGAGCAUAUAAGACGUGUUUAAUCGACGUGUUUGUAAUACUCCUGAUCAUGUCAUCUUUUCCUUUUCGCCAUAUUUCUUUGCGUUGGUAGUAAUUGUAAGAUAAUGCUAUAACACUAAUAAGCUGUUACGUGCGGAGGAUGAGUCUCGCAAUCUGAUUCCUCGCAGUAAUUAGAUCGAAUAUGUCGAGUCUACGCGAGGCUUAGCAUGUUGCUUGCCACGAUAACACAUUCGAUGUUGGUGCUGCCAAGGUGGAAGUUACCCGGAAAGGAGACAUAAAACCUCAAUCGUUAUUCUGCGCCAGGUGACAAAAGCGAGACUGCAAGUCUGCGGUGAAUAACCAAGGACUCCGGCGAGGAUCCAAAGGACCACCUUUGACUAGACCCAGUGGGAAGCAAUCAAGAUCAUCACCUCCCCAACCUGUCCCUCAAGCCCAACUCGCCCAGCAAAUCUCUACUAUGAAUCCACACUCUCAGUCUCUUCCCAUAUAUAUAGAGUACGAUUGU
Pseudovirgaria hyperparasitica is the source of this 1491-nucleotide messenger RNA. RefSeq lists its product as uncharacterized. The transcript has a single exon. The record is from RefSeq and is a predicted model, not a curated record. Lineage: Eukaryota; Fungi; Ascomycota; Dothideomycetes; Acrospermales; Acrospermaceae. Gene Ontology annotation, biological process: phospholipid metabolic process; arachidonate secretion. Bases 177 to 998 code for a protein of 273 amino acids. Gene Ontology annotation, molecular function: A2-type glycerophospholipase activity.